Fonsecaea monophora is the source of this 1245-nucleotide messenger RNA. RefSeq lists its product as hypothetical. Gene Ontology annotation, molecular function: hydrolase activity, acting on carbon-nitrogen (but not peptide) bonds. The transcript is spliced from 4 exons. The record is from RefSeq and is a predicted model, not a curated record. Gene Ontology annotation, biological process: carbohydrate metabolic process. Lineage: Eukaryota; Fungi; Ascomycota; Eurotiomycetes; Chaetothyriales; Herpotrichiellaceae. The coding region runs from base 1 to 1245 and encodes 414 amino acids.
AUGGAACGCUUUAUUGCGGUCAAGGCUGUCAAGAGAGAUACGGGCAAGUUUACAGGAAGACAAUAUACUCUCACGAUACCUGACGUCGCUGCAGAAUCUGCGAUGCAAGUGAAGGCACAAAUCGUGCUACAACCGUCGAGUAUUGUGGUCCGAAUCAUGAUGGACAACAUUGCAGUGCCGGACAGUGUUGUUCUUCAGAUGGGGACUGGUCUUGAUUUCUGUGCUGUCCCAGUAAAUUGCCAACAAGAAUUUGGCAUUUGCGACUCUGACACCACUCCAGCAGGGUACAAUAUGUCAGUGGAUCCAAGAGGAGAGGAAGGCCAGAUCGCAUAUGGGCAGCCCAUCCGCAACUGCUACGUUCCUAAAACUAUUGCCCUUACAUACGACGAUGGUCCAUCACAAAACACCGAUGAGCUGCUGGAUAUUCUCGACGAAGCUGGUGCAAAGGCAACCUUCUUCAUUACAGGGAAUAGCAAUGGCAAAGGUCCCAUCGACACGACGCGCAAGUGGACGGAUGUGAUCAAGCGUAUGGUCCAGGAGGGGCACCAAAUUGCCUCCCAUACUUGGUCUCAUGAUAACAUGGACGAGAUGGGGUCGCAAGCUCGCCGGCUCGACAUGGCUCAGAACGAGAGGGCACUCGCCAACAUCUUAGGCAAAUAUCCGGCAUACAUGCGGCCGCCUUACCUCCAAUGCAGCAACCACACCGGUUGUCUUAGCGACAUGAGAGACCUUGGAUACCAUGUUAUUUCGUAUGCGUUUGACAGCGGGGACUGGAUGGAUCCUGACAAUUUCACUGCAAUGGCAGAGAGGGUUGACCAGGCGUUAGAGAGCGGAGAUGAGCAAGGAAGCAGGAUGCUGCUGAUCCAGCACGAUACAGUCCGCACGUCAGCCAUCGACCUUACCAAAUAUAUCCUGGACGUGGUCUCCCAAAGAGGAUGGAAAGGCUCGUACCAGCUGUUACUGUCGGAGAGUGUCUUGAUGAUGAUCCCGAACGGUGGUAUCGGGAUCCGGCUUGGAUCAGCGUUGGCUCAAGUUGAAAGAUUUACCAACAAGGUCGAAUGCUUCGAAAGCAAUGCUCAAUGUGAGCAAGAUGCGUUGGAAUGCACGAACUCGAGCAGGACAGACAAGACAACGUGUGAGAGAUUGGAGACGAUCUGCAGCAUGCAAUUCCUCUUCUGCUCGACCUGUGGACAAGCCGAGCUCCCUUGUGAGAUCGAGAAAUUCUACGUCGACAAGCAAGCGUGA